Pelagomonas calceolata is the source of this 3144-nucleotide messenger RNA. The record is from the annotation of a GenBank genome assembly. Lineage: Eukaryota; Pelagophyceae; Pelagomonadales; Pelagomonadaceae.
AUGCGGCCGUGCUUCCACCUCGUCGCUAUCGCGGCGGCCGCCACGGCGGACGAAGCCGCCUGGACGCCCCGCGACCUCGACGACGCCACGCUGCGCCUCAUCCGCCACGCGCGUCCGUUCCAGCCCAGCGAGCAGGCGAAGCUCUCGCAGCUGCCGGCGCGCUUCAGCCGCUGCGCGACGCAAUUGGCCUAUUUCGACGUGUACGACCCCGAGGCCUGCGGUCAUAAAAGGGCUCCAUCCUGUAGUGGCGACCACUGGCCGUCCGUGUCCGUCGUGCUGCCCCAUCGCGGUCGCGAGUCGACGACGGCGCGAGCGCUAGCUUCUGUCUUGGCUUCAUUUAGAUUAUAUUGUGGCAGUGGGGAAGUCGUGCUAGCUAGAGACGGUCCAGCAUUAGAUGAGACCGCAGCUAAAAGGUUGACGCAUCUCGUGGAGCGUGUUUCAUCACAUUGGGAGGACAUUGAGGUCGUGGAGACAAAACCAAGGUCCAUGGCGGCGGGCUACGGGGAUGCUGUCGCGACCGGUUGUCGACGGGCCACCGGAGACUAUGUGCUCCUGUUGAACAACGACGUCACGCUAGCGCCUUUGACGUUAAGAGUGCUAGCCGCGCACUUGAACGCGAGAAAAAGCACAGCGGCGGUCGGCGCGAGACUAGUAGACGAGCACGGCGAGCUCCAGGAGGCCGGCGCCGUCGUCUUCAAGGACGGCGGCGCGCUCCAGUUCUCGAAGGUCUGGGGUAGCACUUCUCCAUUAUUCAGGUACGUGCGACGCGUCGACUACGCGUCCGCGGCGUGCCUGAUGGUGAGGUCGUUACUACUAGCCGGUGGUUUUGAUGAGCAAUUUAGACCAGCAUACUACGAGGACACGGACCUAGCGAUGCGACUGAGGCACUCGCAUGACGCUGCGGUCGACUACAACCCCUUCGCCGUGGCGGUCCAUGAAGGGUCCGCGACGUACUCGGGCGACCGCGCCGCGGAGAAGGAGCGCCAGAUGGACCGGAACCGGGACACCUUUGUCAGGAAGUGGUCGGGACAGUUGACCUGCCACUAUGCAUCCCAUAUACCGUGGGCCAGUCGUGGUGCUUUUUUGCUCGCGACGCGCCAGGCUCUUGCACGAGUGUUGGUCUUAGAUCACGACACGCCCUGCGCGGCGCGCGACUCCGGCUCGGUGCGCAUGCUCAACUUCAUUCGCGUUUUACUAGGAAGGCGGCACCACGUGACCUUCGCUGGCGUCGAGUCCGACGCGGACGACGCCUGCGCGCUGCAACUCCAAGCCCUGGGCGCCCACGUGACCUCAGCCGGCCUGCUCAAGUUCCGGAGUCUAUCAACAAAGUGCGACUACGACCUCGUUGUGGCUUCCAGACGAUCGGUGGCCAAGGCCUGGCUGCCGCUGCUGCGAGCCGUGUGUCCCGAGGCGCCUGUUGUAUUUGAUACGGUGGACUUGCACUUUUUAAGGGAGAUCCGGGAGGUCUCCGUCGCCAAGGGUUAUGACUAUGAUCAAUCACUCUCGGCCUCGGAGAACGCCCGGCGCUUACUCGCGCAGUACCCUAACUUACAGAAUACGAAGACCUGGCGUCUGUACGAAGAAGGGUAUACGACAGAGCUACGAGUGAUGAACGCUUCCGACGCGACGAUCGUCGUCUCGGGCGUGGAACGCAGGGAGCUCGAGGCCCUGAAGCAAUCAGGUGAAUUACGGUCUUCCCUCCCAGUGGCGGUUGUGUCGAACAUCCACGACAUUGUUCAAAGACGCAUGGAGCGCUCCACGUUCGGCCAGCGACGCGGCGCGUUAUUCGUCGGGAAUUGGCAACGUACCCGCGUCUCGCAUGUUUUCGGCCCAAGCUCGGACACGACAUACACUCGACCGUAUUGAUAUAGAAACGCCUCACUCCGACCACGAAUUGAACUUUGAUGUCCACGCAGGCAGCAUCCCCCGAACGUCGACGCCGUGAAAUUUUUGCUGGAAGAGGUUUUAGUGCUGGAAACCUCAUUACCGGACGACUUCGUGGUCCACAUCGCCGGGGCGGGCACGCAGCCGGACUGGCUUAAAUCAAUCACGAAGGCCGGGCGGUUUGAAGUCGUGAACCACGGGUUUUUGGCGUCGUUGGCCCCGCUCUAUGCUUCUUGUAGGGUAGCACUGGCGCCAUUACGGUACGGCGCCGGCGUGAAAGGGAAAGUCAAUCAAGCGAUGCUCCAUGGCGUUCCCGUGGUCGCCACUCCAAUAGCCGUGGAAGGCAUGCACAUUUCUAGUGGCGAGGCCGUCGUGGCCGACGGUGCCGUUGAGUUUGCCCGAUCAUUAGCUGAGAUCUAUGUCGACGAGGCGACGUGGCGUCGCGUCGCGGAGGCGGCUAGAUUGUCGGUGGCCAAGCAUUUCUCUGUUGAUGUCGCUGCCAAAAGGUGGGCGUCUUUAGAGUCGGAGCUGGCUCUACGGUCCGACGCGUUUCGCCACGCGCUGUCCGAGGGUUCGUCGGCGUUCCAGAAGCCUUGUCCUACGUCAGGUAGGUACGGGACUUCGUCAGUCGUGGCCUUGUCUGAUAAACGAUCGGACCCGCCUUCCUUGAUUCCCGUCCCUCUUAAGGUAGGAGAAACGUUGAAGUCCGCGGCACCUUUAUCUGAUUUGCGAUAUCACGGAGUUAAUGAAGAGGAAUUAAUGACAGUAUGCUCGGCUCAUAGGAAUUGCGUCGGCUUCUGCUUACGACCGGAGGCCACGUCGCGCGUCUUCCUGUCGCCCAUUGAAGCGACGACCAAGGCCGAGGGGCCCGGGCCGGCGCUGUGCCACGCGGCGCCCGGCGCGCCGCCCUCUACGGGCGUCGCCUUUACUCGUGUCUCCCAGAAGGCGCCGCACUACGUCUUCUCGGCGUCUUAUUCAUCAAAGAAGUGGCGCGUGUCGCGCGACGCGGCGGAGGCGUUUUGUGCUCAGGAUGCGACGUGCACGGGCUACUGCCAGAACCCGUCGGGCAAUACGCUGUUCUACGAUCGGAAGGUCGGCGACAUGCGCCCUCGCGGCAAGGCCGACGCCGUUCCUCCCGGUUGGGUCUGCGCGAAGGCGAAGCGGUAUCAAAUGGCGCCGGUCGCGGCCGCCCUUUUGGAGCCUCCACGGCCCAGGAAGGCCUCGGCGAAGCGGGCGGCGGCGCACAAGGGGGGGCUCUAG